Vanrija pseudolonga is the source of this 2382-nucleotide messenger RNA. Its product is annotated as Chondroitinase-AC. The transcript is spliced from 5 exons. Bases 1 to 2382 code for a protein of 793 amino acids. Gene Ontology annotation, cellular component: extracellular region. Lineage: Eukaryota; Fungi; Basidiomycota; Tremellomycetes; Trichosporonales; Trichosporonaceae. The record is from RefSeq and is a predicted model, not a curated record. Gene Ontology annotation, biological process: carbohydrate metabolic process. Gene Ontology annotation, molecular function: lyase activity; carbohydrate binding.
AUGGUAUCGCUCACCCGCCUGGCGGCCGCCGUCCUGGCGGUCGCGAGCAGCGUCGCUGACGCCCGUCCCAACCCCACUACCCGCGCAACUGACGACCUCGCGCUCGUUGCCCAGCGCCGCCGUGUCGACAUGGCAGGCUUCGCGACUGGCCCGCUCUUCGCCCAGAUCGACACUUGGCUCGGGUCCCAGACGGCCAAUGGGACGUGGCCCGACGUCAACUAUGCGUCGGGGUGUGCUGCGCAACGUGCCAACUGGCCUGCACAGCAACACUGGGUCCGUGUGAUCACCCUCGCGGCCGCUUGGUCCGGCCUGAACCCCGCUGCACCUGCCAGCUCUGCCAACGACCCCAAGCUCCUCGCUGCGGCGCUCAAGGGCAUGGACUGGUGGUUCGCCAACGACUUUAAAAACUCUGACUGCCUGGGUUCUGGCGGCGAUGCAAAGAAGAACUGCCCAUGCGGAACCCCGGGCAUGUGGAACACCAACUGGUUUGGCCAGGUGAUCCUCAUCCCCCAGCUCGCAUCGACGGCCUGCUUGAUCGUCUCGACGACCAACCUCACCGACGCCCAAAAGUUUGGGUGCUACAACAUCCCCAACAGGCCGUAUGUGCUCCGCGACACGAGCAUCCCCGGCGUGGGCUACCUCACCGGCGCCAACAUGAUCAAUGUGAUGCAGAACUCGCUCUCCAUGGCCCUGUACACCAACAAUGCCACCAUCGUCUCUGACACGCUCACCCGUGCCAUGGGUGCAGUUCUGUUCGCCGACCAGCCUGUCGAGGACGGCAUCCACCGCGACGGCAGCUUCCUCCAGCAUGCGGGCAUCAUCUACAAUGGUAACUACGGCAAGGACUUGCUCAAUGCCUUCAUUCAACUUGAGGGAGAUGCCAUCGGAACAUCGUUCGCCGCCAACGACAGCGUCCGCGAGGCGUUCGCAGCCCAGGUCAAGGGCAGCGAAUGGAUGAUCUUUGUCGACAAGGAGACCAAGCAGCAGCACUGGGACUUCAAUGUCAUCGGCCGGUUUGUCGCCUUCCCUACCCCCGACCUCCAGGCGAGCGCCGACAUCAACUUCAACGUGUCCAAGCUCGAGGCCGCCACUGCCGACUUUACUGGCGCCAACUCGCUCACCGACACGGUCAAGCGCCUCGAGAGCAACGGCUCCAUCCCGCUCGUCGGCAACAAGGGCUUCUGGGCGUCAGACUACAUGGUCCACCGCCGCGAGAACUUUGUCCUCGGCAACAAGCUCAUCUCGAACCGCUCCCACAACACCGAGUACACUAACUCUGCCAACCCUCUCGGCUACCACCUUGGCCAGGGCACCCUCUUCUCGUACGUCACGGGCAACGAGUACAAGGACAUCCAGGCCCAGUGGGACUGGUACCUCAUCCCUGGCACCACCGACCUCCUCCGCGUCCCCACGCUCUCUAGCAGCUGGACCGGCGUCACGGGCAAGAAGAACUUUGUCGGCACUGUCAGUGACGGGUCGGUCGGUGCGUCGGUCAUGGACUACAUCGACCCUCAUGACGGCAGCCUGGCGUUCCGCAAGGCGUGGUUCUACUUUGACGACAGCGUCCUCGUCACCACCACUGCUGUCGUUGUCGACCGUACCGUUGCCGGUAUCGGCAGCGCACCCGUCAUCUCCGUUCUCGACAACAGGCGCAAGGCGGAUGGCGGCAUCGCCGUCGACGGCAAGGCCGUGAGCAGUGGCGCUGUCACUGGCAAGACUCUCUACUACGGAGGCAAUGGUUACCUGUCCCACGGCAUCCCCUUCAACCUCAGGCUUGACGAGAGCACGCGCAGCGGCAACUGGUCCGCCAUCUCCACUUCGGUGGCUGGCGUCCAGUCGGCCGAUAUCUUCUCGGCCUAUACCACCAUCCCUGCCACCACCUACUCGUACCAGUUCUUCCCCGCGGCGUCCAAGGACAAGCUCGCCAAGGAGGCCAAGGCGCCGUCCAUCACCCCCAUCGACGUGAACGGCACCCUCGGUGCGGCGGGCAACGGCCGCCUGGCGCUCGUCUUCUGGCCCGGCACCCCCUCGACCGUCACCGUGGACAGGAGGACGGCCGGAUGGGGCAACGGCGGCCAGAUCACCAUCAACUCGGCCCAGCCCGGCGCGUACCUCUUCAGCCUCAAGGGCGACCAGCUCGCCAUCACCGUCUCGGACCCGUCCCAGACCCUCACCAGCGUGUCCUUCACCAUCACCGCGACCGGCGGAAACUUCAAGUGCCCCGGUGGUAACGGCGGCAAUGGGGGCAACGGUGGUAACGGCGGCAACGGUGGCAACGGCGGCAGCGGUGGCAACGGCGGCAACGCACUUGCACGCGCCACGGCAACGAGCUCACCUUCACCGUGGCGCUGCCCACGGGCGGCUUCACUGGCUCGUCGGUGA